AUGGCAACAAAAAUUAGCAAUACCGAGAAUACAAACAAAGAUGGGGCAGUUCGAUCGAACAGUAAAACCGACCACACAAUGGUACGCCGAGAAUCCUUGGAUCGUAGUCCAAUAAAUUGUUUCUUCAGAGCUUGUGAUCGAGAAGCAAGCGAAAAAUUAUUGCAAGAUGCAUACGCAGCUAACAAGCAGAAAAAUGGCAUAUACAUGCUCCGUCAGUCAAAGCGUGAUGAAAACAAGUUUAUCUUAUCAUUAAUAAAAGAUGGCCAAUGUUAUCAUUAUCGAUCACACCAUGCUGGUAAUGGCACGUUUCUUGACGAAAAGACGGAUUCAAUUUUUUAUUCUCUUGAUAGCCUAUUGCAAUAUUACCAAACGGAUGGUGCACGACACCUACGUUGCCCAUUGUCGAUACCGCUUCGCGGCCAGACUUUACCUGCAUUUGCUCAACGACGAGGUACAACAACUACUCUUCAUCAGGCUGCUAUCGAAGGACAACGCGAUGCCAUUGUCGCGCUUCUCAAUGACCCAAAUUGUCCAGAUAUUCAUUCGAAAAACGAGGAAGGAAAUACUCCGUUACAUGAAGCAUGUUUCUGUGGAAGAGAUGAUACUGUCAAAGAACUGUUGCAAGCAGGCGCUAAUUGGAAAUUCGUCAAUAAACUUGGUUGGACAUCUUUACAUCAAGCAGCAUUGGGCAAUUGCCCAACGACAGUUGAACUCCUAAUCACCCGUGGCCAUGCUGAUGUUGAUGCACGAAAUCCAUUCAAUUCAUAUGCACCUCUUCAUUGUGCUGCAGCAUGUAGUAACGUUGAAACUCUCACAACUUUGAUAGCACAUGAUUCACCACUACGACCAUUGACAGAAAAUGGGGAAACACCGUAUGAUUUAGCAAUUAAACAUCAUGGCACUGAUUGCGUAGAAAAACUAGCUGGUGCUCGGUCAAAACCUGCUGCAUCUCAUCGUUCGAGUUACUAUCAUGGCUCGCUAUCGAAUAAUCAAAUGCGAUCACUAUUGAAUCAGUUCAAAAAGCAUGAUGGAUACUUUUUUGUACGACAAAGUUCAACUGUUCCGGAUGAUUAUGCAAUAUCCAUCAUUUGGCAAAAUACGCUUGUACAUGUCAAACUUCAUAAAAAGGAUUCACAUUCAUAUUAUUUCGAAGAUCGUCUUCAUUAUCAUGACAGUCUCGAACAUGCAAUUGAUUACUUCAUGAAAGUAUAUAAAAAUGUUGUUAAACCGUUGAGUCCAGAAGCUGCUAAAACUACUCCUGUAAGUGAAUCAUCCCAACGCCUGUUCUCAUCGGCAAGUAAAAUCAUCAAAAACUUCUCUUUACAAUCUCAAGAAUCAACAGGUUCUGAUCAUCGAACGAAAAAUCCAUUCAAUGGAAUAUCUACGUCGAAAAUGCAUGAUAAAGUUAAGAUGGUUCCAGCCAUUGAACGCGAUCUAAAGAAUCCGAGUGUUAACAGAAGGGUGGUCAAUAUUCGUGAAGAUCAACUAAAGUUCAAGAAACUAUUAGGUGAAGGUAAUUUCGGUAAAGUCUAUGGAGGAAUGUAUCGUGAAGAUCAUGGAAGAGAGAUUCCUGUAGCGAUCAAAGCUUUGAAAGCUACGAUGGAUACAAAUGCUAUAGAAGAUAUAAAAAAAGAAACGUUCGCUAUGAAAGAAUUAUCACAUCCGUGUAUUGUUCGUCUGUACGGUGUCUCGCAUUUAAAGAAAUCCAAUAGUAUUUUAAUGGUUCAAGAACUACUCUCUUUGGGAUCAUUGUUGGAUUAUUUGAAAAGUCAUGCUAAUAAUUCUACCCGAUCGUUAUUUAGCAUGUGGGUGGUGCAAAUUGCCUACGGUAUGGCUUACAUGGAAAGGAAACGUUUUGUUCAUCGAGAUUUGGCAGCUCGAAAUAUCUUAAUGCAAUCACAUUCACGAAUAAAAAUUUCCGAUUUUGGUUUGUCACGUAAUGUUGACUCCGAAAAUUACUACUUUCAACAGAGUGAUACACCAGUACCCAUUGCUUGGUAUGCACCUGAAUCGUUAAAUCAAUCGAAAUUUACUAGUAAAAGUGAUGUUUGGUCAUUUGGUGUCACCAUGUGGGAAAUUUAUACGUUUGGACAGUAUCCUUAUGGAACAAUGCAUACCGAAGAAAUAUAUUCCUAUAUAGCAUCGGGUGGUCGCCUUCAACGGCCAGCCGGUUGUAGUACAUCUAUAUACGACGUGAUACGUCGAUGUUGGGCUAUGGAAGCACAUGAUCGACCGUCAUUUCUUGAACUGAUCAAAAUUCUUGCUAAUCGAUCGGAAUAUUAUACCGCAAUCGAACAUUUUCAAUUUUUGUCGAAAUACUAA
Molecule: messenger RNA, 2322 nt
Organism: Adineta ricciae
Lineage: Eukaryota; Metazoa; Rotifera; Eurotatoria; Adinetida; Adinetidae
Source: the annotation of a GenBank genome assembly